Messenger RNA from Octodon degus (degu), 3445 nucleotides. It is a transcript of the gene Kcnab1, whose product is annotated as potassium voltage-gated channel subfamily A member regulatory beta subunit 1. Bases 627 to 1832 code for a protein of 401 amino acids. NCBI's taxonomy places the organism in Eukaryota, Metazoa, Chordata, Mammalia, Rodentia, Octodontidae. Gene Ontology annotation, biological process: negative regulation of delayed rectifier potassium channel activity; transmembrane transport; potassium ion transport. Gene Ontology annotation, cellular component: voltage-gated potassium channel complex; juxtaparanode region of axon; extrinsic component of cytoplasmic side of plasma membrane. Gene Ontology annotation, molecular function: voltage-gated potassium channel activity; transmembrane transporter binding; potassium channel regulator activity. The transcript is spliced from 14 exons. The record is from RefSeq and is a predicted model, not a curated record.
CGACAAUGAGUGGGGAGGGGUCCUGAGGCGCUUGCUCGUCCUCCGGGCGCGGGGGAGGGAGGGAGCUGCGGGCCGGAGCACACGGCGAAGCCGCGGGAGCGCGGACCCGCUUCCGCUCGCGGCUGGUGGGGGCUCCCGCCGGCUGCGCACCGCCGGGGCAGAGGGUGCUGGCGGCGCGUCCUGCGGCAUGCCUGCGCCGAUCUGAGCCAGCGCCCAGCCCAGCCUGCACUCCGGCGCCGCGGACUGGCUCCGGCACGGCUGUGUCAGUCAGCAUGAAUGCUCAGCUCUAGGCUGCGGAACAGCCUCCGGACUACAUGGAUCGCGCUGCUUAAUCAGCCGAGAUCACUGCCGGGGAAGCUUUCGGAGCUCCAUCUGCGCUCCGACUGCUGUGACAACUUCGGGGCUGGCUGUUUACUUCCCUGGGUCCCGGGGACUCCGCUCUGCAGCGCAGCCACCCCUGCCACCCGGCCGCCCAGAAGCCAGCCUUGAGGACUCUUCCGAAGGUGUCCUCAGGAAGGGGGAGCGCGGAGGGACUGCAAGAGAGCAGAAGCCCCCAGCUGCUCACCCUCUCGUGACUGCCUGCGCUGUGGGGUUCUGAGAGGGACCGUGCGCUUUCCGGGGAAGCAAUGCAAGUCUCCAUAGCCUGCACUGAGCACAAUUUGAAGAGUCGGAAUGGUGAGGACCGACUUCUGAGCAAGCAGAGCUCCACCGCCCCCAAUGUGGUGAACGCAGCCCGGGCCAAAUUCCGCACGGUUGCUAUCAUCGCGCGCAGCCUGGGGACAUUCACCCCCCAACAUCACAUUUCUCUCAAAGAGUCCACCGCAAAGCAGACUGGCAUGAAAUAUAGAAAUCUUGGAAAAUCAGGACUCAGAGUUUCUUGCUUGGGUCUUGGAACAUGGGUGACAUUUGGAGGUCAAAUUUCAGAUGAGGUUGCUGAACGGCUGAUGACCAUUGCCUAUGAGAGCGGCGUUAACCUCUUUGACACUGCCGAGGUCUAUGCAGCUGGGAAGGCUGAGGUGAUUCUGGGGAGUAUCAUCAAGAAGAAAGGCUGGAGGAGAUCCAGCCUUGUGAUAACAACUAAGCUCUACUGGGGUGGAAAAGCUGAAACAGAAAGAGGGUUGUCAAGAAAGCAUAUUAUUGAAGGACUCAAGGGCUCCCUCCAGAGGCUGCAGCUGGAGUACGUGGACGUGGUCUUCGCGAAUCGUCCGGACAGCAACACCCCCAUGGAAGAAAUCGUUCGAGCCAUGACACAUGUGAUAAACCAAGGCAUGGCGAUGUACUGGGGCACCUCGCGGUGGAGCGCGACGGAGAUCAUGGAAGCCUAUUCGGUAGCAAGACAGUUCAAUAUGAUCCCGCCGGUCUGUGAGCAGGCCGAGUACCAUCUUUUCCAGAGAGAGAAGGUGGAGGUCCAACUGCCAGAGCUCUACCAUAAAAUAGGGGUUGGCGCAAUGACAUGGUCCCCACUUGCCUGUGGAAUCAUCUCAGGAAAAUAUGGAAAUGGAGUGCCUGAAAGUUCCAGGGCUUCACUGAAGUGCUAUCAGUGGUUGAAGGAAAGAAUUGUAAGUGAAGAAGGGAGAAAGCAACAAAACAAGCUAAAAGACCUUUCUCCAAUUGCUGAGCGCCUAGGCUGCACGCUACCUCAGCUAGCCGUCGCGUGGUGCCUGAGAAAUGAAGGCGUGAGUUCUGUGCUUCUGGGAUCAUCCACUCCAGAGCAACUCAUUGAAAACCUCGGUGCCAUUCAGGUUCUGCCAAAGAUGACAUCACAUGUGGUAAAUGAGAUUGAUAACAUACUGCGCAACAAGCCCUACAGCAAAAAGGACUACAGAUCCUAAGGCAAUGCAUGAGCCACAGAAGCUGCAUGGGUAAAAUAGCAGUCUGUACCCAGUCAGACUGGUGUUCCUAGCCACCCUUCUCACUUAGCAGCCUGCUGCUCAGCCUCUAUGUUCCUGGAUUCUCUGGUGUCCACUGUUGCUAUCACUGUGCACCUGAAUUCUAAGUAUAUCUGAAAACUCAUAACCAAGAAAUCCAUUCUAUUUUCUUACCUUAGACUGGAGUUCCCUCCCCUUGCAUUGCUCUGUACACCACACGCUUAUGCAAUGGGAAAGAAUAGAAGGGGGAAAGACAUAUUACUUUCAGGUAUUUGUUACUUAAAGAAGGCUGUAGAGAUAUAUUUUUUCAAAAAGAACAAAUCCACAGAUGCAACAUAAGUCACUAAGGCACAGAGGAGAACAUCCUCAUUCUGAAGUAUUGCUUGGGAGAAUAAGCAGAAAUAGUUUUACAUUUCAUAUUCAUAUUAGCAAGUUUUAUUUCACUUGUCAUUCAAUAAGUUUGUAAGAAAAUGCUUUCAUUGCCUUUGAAGUAUUUACUGAUGCUUGGUCCUGUACAAUGUAUUCAGAGUAUCUUUUAGAAUUCAAUAAUGUUGUGUUCAUUUACAAGUAGAGCUGACAAGUGAGCGCUCCACUCCUCAACUAGAGUGGAUAAUGUAUGAUAGGGACAGUUACACUGACAGGGAAACUUAAGCUCAGAAUAAACUGUAUGUACAACUGAGUGUUCUUUUUCACAUUUUACUAAACCUGCUUUAUACUUUCAAGUUGUAAGCAUAACUUCUGCAAGUUUAAGUAUUUGAGCUUUAAAAAAUAUAUAUGCUGUUUUGUAAGUAAACCUGUAAAAUACCCAGAAAGGCAAAAUGUUCACUAUUUAAGCACCAAUGGGACUUUUUAAUACUUGAUGUAUCUGAGGGAGUUAACAUAAAAACCAUAGGCUUUGUGAAAAACAUGUCGUUACUCAGAUAAUGCAGAGUGUAUUAACUUUCCCAGUGAAAAGCAAAAUGCCCAAGAAGUUCCCAAUUCUGAUAUAUGUACCACACUAUAUGCAUGAAAGCCCUGCAUGAAUUACAGAGGCUUAGCCUUGCUGCACUCAGAACUGGAGGUAUAUCAACCUCCCAUUUUUGGCUAACUUCCUUAAUAUCAUACUUGAGAAAAAUUGAGAAUAUACUUUGUGUGGGUAUUUGUUAAAGAAAACAUAUCUUUGUCAAAGUUAAGAGUGGUUCUUUAAUUAUAUUUAUACAUCUGAGGAUGUACAAAAUUCUAAUUAUCUGGUCAGGAAGUUCCCCACAGAGAAAUCGCUUUGAAAUUUACUGAAGAAAUAUAUCAUCUUAAAAUGCUACUUGUCAUCACUUUCAGAUAAUUAUUUCAUGGUUAAGUAGUAAAUCUUAAAAUGUUGGGCACCAAUAAAUAUUGUUUUGAUCAUUAUUUGUAGUCUGAUAAGGAGCUUGGAUUUUUGCCUGGGAUUAUCAGAUUAAUGAUGGAAAUGGAUUCCUUUUCCAGUUGUUCACUGUGUACUCAAUCCAGUGAACUACUGUAUGCAUAAAUGACCUGAGGCACUAUCUUAAUGGGAAAUGCAAUUUAACUUAUUUGCUUAGAGUAAUAAAAGCAUUUUGUGCAAU